Centrocercus urophasianus (Greater sage-grouse) is the source of this 897-nucleotide messenger RNA. It is a transcript of the gene LRRC30, whose product is annotated as leucine rich repeat containing 30. The record is from RefSeq and is a predicted model, not a curated record. Bases 1 to 897 code for a protein of 298 amino acids. The transcript has a single exon. NCBI's taxonomy places the organism in Eukaryota, Metazoa, Chordata, Aves, Galliformes, Phasianidae. Gene Ontology annotation, molecular function: protein binding.
AUGGGAACCAAGCACUCAAAGAACGAGGGAAGAAGAAGCAUGCUUUUCCUGCGGAAAAGUUCAAAGUUGCCUGCAUGGGAAGAUGCUCUUCUCUCAGGGAAAGACCCCAAGUCACUGCUGAAACGGGGACUGCGCUAUAUUAGCUUGAGCCUUAUAAUGAAAGGGAUGACCAGUGCCCCUGACUUCUUGUGGGGACUGCCUGAGGUGCAGAAACUGAACCUUUCACGUAACCAACUGGUGGCGAUUUCUCCUUCACUGGGAAAACUAGACCGACUUGUAGUGCUGAACCUGGGUGGCAAUCGCCUCAAGUGUCUGCCGAAGGAGAUUGGACUACUGAGGAACCUGAAGGUUUUGUUUGUUAACAUGAAUUGCCUGACAGAAGUGCCAGCAGAGCUCAGCUUGUGCAGGAACCUGGAAGUUUUGAGCCUCUCGCACAAUUGCAUCUCACAACUGCCUUCAAGCUUCACUGACCUGACAAGCUUAAAGAAACUGAACCUCAGUAACAAUCGCUUUGUGCAGAUCCCCCUCUGCAUUUUCGCACUGAGGAGCUUAGACUUCUUGCACCUGGGGUCCAACAGGCUUGAAAACAUUGCAGAGAGCGUCCAGUACCUAGUCAAUUUGCAAAUCUUCAUCAUAGAGAAUAAUAACAUACGCACUCUGCCGCGGUCUCUCUGCUUCAUCACAGCUCUGGAGCUGCUAAACGUAGACAACAAUUCCAUACAGACUCUUCCCGAUGAGCUCUAUCUGCUGCACAGGCUGCCCCGGAUUGCAUGGAACCCAAUGGACAAAGGCCUCCACAUCUCCCACAACCCUCUGUCCCGACCGCUGCCUGAGAUCAUUGAGGGGGGACUGGAUGUUCUCUUCAACUAUCUAAAGGAGAAGAAGGAACACAACUAA